CUCGUCACCACCCGCGUGUCCCUCUGAGCACAACGUGAGCGGUGGCUGGCCUGUAGACCGCCGCCAUGCCGCCCACCUGCCACAGCUGUGGGAGCUCGAGCGUGGAGGAAGACGAAUCUCGUGGUACCACCACUUGUACUGUAUGUGGCGCCAUCAUCGAGGACAACCUCAUUGUCUCAGAGGUAACCUUCACCGAGGAUCGAGGCGUCGUUGAGCGUUUUGUAGACGCUGAUGGGCGGGGUGCCUUCAAUUCGGGUGCUUACGGCGGCUAUCGUGACUCGCGUCAAACUACGAUUGCAAACGGUCGUGCCUUGAUUCAGCAACUGGCCAACAAGAUGCAAAUGAACUCGCACCAUAUUGAUAUGGCUGUCAAUUACUACAAGCAAGCGGUGGAGCAUCGCUUUACGCAAGGCCGGCCCAAGGAACAUGUUGUGGCGGCUUGCCUCUACAUCGUGUGCCGGCAACAAAAAACAUCGCAUAUGCUGCUCGAUUUCUCAGACCAACUGCGGGUGAACGUCUACAAACUAGCAGCCACAUACAUGCAGCUGUGCAACAAGCUGCUCACCUCACUGCCUGUUGUCGAUCCUGUUCUCUACAUUCCCCGCUUUGCACACCAUAUGCGCUUUGGAGAACUCACGCAUGAGGUCUCCAAAACUGCCCUGCGCAUUGUGUCGCGAAUGAAGCGAGAUUGGAUUCAUGUUGGGCGCCGCCCUUCCGGUGUCUGUGGUGCAGCCUUGCUCUUGGCUGCACGUAUGCAUGGGUUCCAGCGUAACCUCCAGGAUGUGCAACAGGCCGUCCAUGUGGGCAUUCAGACUGUGCGCGCUCGAUUGGAAGAUUUCGGAAACACCGAAUCGUCCAAACUCACGCCUGAGCAGUUUCAGACCAUUGAGCUGGGUGGUGAGGCUGAACCUCCAGCGUUU
Messenger RNA from Monosiga brevicollis MX1, 920 nucleotides. RefSeq lists its product as uncharacterized. Gene Ontology annotation, cellular component: nucleus; transcription preinitiation complex; transcription factor TFIIIB complex. The record is from RefSeq and is a predicted model, not a curated record. Gene Ontology annotation, biological process: transcription by RNA polymerase III; transcription preinitiation complex assembly; DNA-templated transcription initiation. The annotation marks the transcript as partial. The transcript is spliced from 8 exons. Gene Ontology annotation, molecular function: RNA polymerase III general transcription initiation factor activity; TBP-class protein binding; RNA polymerase III type 3 promoter sequence-specific DNA binding. Lineage: Eukaryota; Choanoflagellata; Craspedida; Salpingoecidae.